Corticium candelabrum is the source of this 4246-nucleotide messenger RNA. Its product is annotated as DNA mismatch repair protein Msh6-like. Gene Ontology annotation, biological process: mismatch repair. The transcript is spliced from 36 exons. The record is from RefSeq and is a predicted model, not a curated record. Bases 41 to 4063 code for a protein of 1340 amino acids. Gene Ontology annotation, molecular function: ATP-dependent DNA damage sensor activity; mismatched DNA binding; ATP binding. Gene Ontology annotation, cellular component: nucleus; MutSalpha complex. Lineage: Eukaryota; Metazoa; Porifera; Homoscleromorpha; Homosclerophorida; Plakinidae.
AGUUCAUAUCAAUCAUUGCCGUUGUCCGCGCGCUCGCGUCAUGCCAGCUGAAAAAGGCAUUCUCUCAUACUUUUCUCCAUCUUCAAACACGGCGACCCAACGAAGGCCUGAUGAAGCCGUAGAUUCGAGCAGUUCGCCUCGUCAAGAAGCGCUCCGCGUGUCCAAGGUUUAUACGGGGACUUCAACAUCGAAAACGGCAACCGGUGUUUCGAUGAAUGAAUUUGAUGUCGUUUGGGCUCAGAUAGAAGGUCACCCGUGGUGGCCAGGAAUAGUGACCAAACAUCCGGGAACCUCCUUACUAUCAAAAGGAAUGACAACGCGGCUGUGGCACGUGCAGUUUUUUGGUGACCCUCCAACACGAGGAUGGGUACAAGAAAAGUUUGUUCAUCCGUAUUCUGGUUUGAAUGACGAGAAUGCUCCACUGUCUGUCGCAUUAGUAACUCCUGAUGUUAAAUCUGCAUGUCAGGAAGCAGACAAGGCGCUCAGAAUGGUGGGCAAGGAGAGACAAAAUUUGAUCAGAAUUAUAUCAUCAGAUGGAGAAGAGAUGGAGACAGAAGAGAGCAAAAUCGCAAAUGUUUUGCUUUCGGAUGACGACGAAGAGAUUAUUUCUAACACAAAACAACGAAACGAUGGACGAAAGAGACGAUCAAGUACAUUGUCAAUGGACGAGAAGAAAAAACAAUCUAAACGAAGGAAGAGAAUAAUCGAGGAAGAAUCAGAAGAUGAAUACCAACCUGCAGCAGAACCUUCCAGUGAUGACAACAUCAGUGAGGACGUCAUCUCUGAUAACUCUGUGUGUGAGCACAUAGAAACACCAAAAGCCAAGAAACGAUCCAAGAAAGAAGUGAAGGCAACUGUUUCGCAGUCAUUUGGCAUGGAAAGUGAUGACAUAUGCUCAUCGUUUUCAUCUACGUUUCUGUCUCCUUCUAUGCCAAUGAAACCACCAUCGGCUGCAGUGCAGGCGAGUGCAAAAGCUGCAGCUAAUGCGUUGGCCAAAUUCAGUUGCAGCUCGUCGCCAGGUGAAAAGCCAAAGAAUACUGCAAACGAAUCCACAGAGUCAUUUCUUCACGAUACGUUGUCAUUUCUUCAAGAUGGCAAGAGGAGAGACAAGGAAGGUCGUUUACCAUCUCAUCCACAAUUUAAUGAACGAACCGUUUAUGUUCCUACUGACUUUCUAAAGAAGCAAACUCCUGGCAUGCAGCAGUGGUGGACUGUGAAGAGUGACAACUUUGACACUGUCUUGUUUUUCAAGGUUGGCAAGUUUUAUGAGUUGUAUCACAUGGACGCUGUUAUUGCAGUCAAAGAACUUGGUCUCGUGUUUAUGAAAGGCGGAUUUGCACACGCCGGAUUUCCAGAGAUCUCGUUUGGUCGAUACUCGGACUCAUUGAUAGAGAAAGGAUACAAAAUUGGCAGAGUUGAGCAGACGGAGACUCCUCAAAUGAUGGAGGAAAGAAUAAAGAAACAUGGGGUAUCAGGUCGUAUUGACAGGGUGGUGAGACGUGAAUUGUGUGCAGUUGUGACAAAAGGAACGCGUACGUAUGGAGUGUUGGACGGCAACUGCUCAAACAGCGCGGGAAGCUACCUGAUGGCACUAACAGAAAAACCUUGCGGUGAGGUUGCUGGUGGAGAGUCGGUCUACGGUGUCUGCUUUGUCGAUACUUCUAUUGGAGAAUUUAAUAUUGGACAGUUUACAGACGAUCGUCAGUGCUCCAGGUUGCGAACAUUACUAGCUCAUUAUCCACCGGCACAUAUUCUUUAUGAGCGAGGUCGACUCUUGGACAAAACAAUUCAAGUGCUACAAAAUAGUCUCGCUACUGUGAUUAAAGAUUCUUUGCUUUCAGGAUCGGAGUUUUGGGAUGCUCAAAAGGUGUUGAAGUAUCUAGUAGAAGGCGACUAUUUUAAAGCAGACUGUUCAGAUAGUUCAGCGAAGUGGCCAGAUGGAUUUCAACGUUUUCUGUCCGAGAUUGAUUCACUUGGUUUGACAGCUCAUGAUGAUUGGCUGUUGGGAUUGAGUGCAUUAGGAGCAAUUACUUGGUAUUUGAACAAGUGUCUAAUAGACGAAGAAAUUCUUUCGCUAUCUAAUUUCACAAUCUACACGCCCAUAGACUCACACGGUGCUUCUCUCUCAGACGAUUCCCAACCACAAUUCCCAUUACCACAUCAGCACAUGAUUCUCGACGACAUCACUCUCAAUAAUCUCGAAAUAUUAACUAAUAAUUGGGAUGGGUCAAGAUUCGGUACAUUACUAGAAAUACUUGAUCAUUGUUCAACUGCAUUUGGAAAGAGACAAUUCAAGCAAUGGUUGUGUGCUCCACCGUGUCAUCCCGACGUUAUCAAUGCAAGACUGGAUGCAGUUGAGGAUUUAAUGGCAUUGCCAGCGUCGGUGACUUCAGGAACAAGGACGAUAUUAAAGUCACUUCCUGACCUGGAGAGACAACUUCGAAAGAUUCAUGCUCUUGGCUCUGUGUCUCGGAGUCAGGAUCAUCCAGACAGCAGAGCAAUAAUGUAUGAAGAGGCGAUGUACAGUAAGAAAAAGAUUGGAGAUCUUCUCUCAACCUUGGAAGGAUUUGCGAAAGCCGAAGAGAUCAUUGGAAUGUUUGAUGAAAGCCUAAAUGACAUACAAUCAGUUCUACUGAAAAGCAUUCUCACAGUCGUAUCUUCUGAUUCAACUGGUCCAGGUUUUCCUGUCUUGUCACAGAAACUAGAUUACUUUACAAGAGCAUUUGAUCAUGAACGUGCACGACAAGACGGAGUCAUCAAACCAGCCAGAGGUGUUGAUGCUAGUUAUGACUCAGCAGUGGUUACUAUUGAUGUUACACUGAAGAAACUGGAGACGUAUCUCAAUGAGCAGAAGGCUAGAAUAGGAUCAAAGCAAAUUUGCUAUGUUGGUUCAGGGAGGAAUAGAUACCAACUAGAAGUCCCUGAUUCGUUUACUGCAAAACUGAAUGGUUCAAAGUACGUUCUCCAGUCCCAGAGGAAAGGAUACAAACGGUAUUACACGAUGGAGAUUAAGGACACGGUGGCAACUCUUACCGAGGCCGAGGAGAGAAGGGAUGCAGCACUGAAGGAUAGAACGAGGAGAACAUUUGCUGAGUUUGAUACACACUUUCAUACUUGGUCAAAGGCCAUUCAGUGUCUGUCUGUGUUGGAUGUGCUUCUCAGCAUGGCUCACUUUAGUGGAAGCAGCAGUGGUGUCAUGUGCCGUCCUCAGUUUGUCAUGCCGAACUGUGACCAACAGCCAUUUAUUGAUAUCAAGAAUGGUCGACACCCUUGUAUUAGUCAGACAUUCACAGGAGGCGAUUUUAUCCCAAAUGACACGUCGGUUGGCAUUUCGAUGGAUGAUGAGGUUGAGUCGGUGUUGGUCUCUACUCCCGUUUGCGUUCUUGUUACGGGUCCAAACAUGGGUGGAAAAUCUACAUUGAUGAGGCAAACAGGAGUAAUUACAAUUAUUGCUCAGCUGGGCUGCUUUGUUCCUUGUGAGAGUUGCCGACUUACUCCUGUUGAUCGUGUAUUCACUCGUCUUGGUGCUCAGGACAGAAUCAUUUCUGGUGAGAGCACUUUUUUUGUUGAGUUGAGCGAGACGUCUAGCAUUUUACGACAUGCAACGAGACAUUCCUUAGUGCUUCUCGACGAACUGGGACGCGGCACAUCUACAUAUGAUGGAACAGCGAUUGCUUGUGCUGUUGUCAAUGAGCUGGCACAUGAGACACAGUGUCGAACUCUGUUUUCCACUCACUACCACUCACUAGUGGAAGAGUUUGCUGCAGAUCCCAAAGUUGCUCUUGGACACAUGGCGUGUAUGGUGGAGAAUGACUCAGACGAUCCCACCAACGAGACUAUCACGUUUCUGUACAAGUUUGUCUCUGGCGCUUGCCCUAAAAGUUACGGUUUCAAUGCAGCUCGUCUGGCUGGUAUUCCUGAUGAGGUAAUCAGUGUGGCAAAAACAAAAGCCAAACAGUUUGAAUUCAGUGUUCAGAGUGUCAAACUGUUUAGAUGUUUUAUGAGUGACGAUUCAGAUGACAGAGACAGUCUGCAAAAGGUGCUGCGAUUGGGAUUGGUUUAAGCGUAAAGGUAACGGUCUAGUGUAGAAAACUCUAUAGCAACGAUGCAAGUAACUUGUACAUGUCGUAUCUGUUCGCAUGUAUUGGGUUGCCUCAUCACAUCCAAGGCAGCAAAUGUUGGUUUUGAAUGGGUAUGAGGCCGUUUUGGUGGGUCAUACCUUGAAUAGGUAUAGUUCACUCGCUAA